GCGCGGGGAGACGGAGCUGGAGCUGCAGCUGUUGCCGGCGCGGGGCCAGGUCAGCGGGCGGAGCGGGGACAGACCCCGGCCGGGACGCGGGAGGCCGGCGAGGGGCGGGAUCCGAGGGCGAAACGACUGCGGAACCGUGCCUGCUGGGACUUCCAGGUGUUGGGACGCCCGGGCGGCUGGGCCAGGAGAGGAUCGGGAGCCAGGACCCGGGCUGAGCGCAUACCCCUUCUCCCUUCCCGCCGGCCCUGGUCCUCGCAGCCUCCAGCUCCUUCUCCAAAUGACCCCAGGCCAGUGUCAAUAUAGGAUCAGAAGUCAAAUGGGACGCUCCUAGGAAUGAGGGAGCGGGGAGAGCUCAGUCAAAGGACCGAUGAAGGUGCUGAUACUCAGACAUCAAUUCAAGACACUGCGGGCCACGCGCCACGCUCCCUCUUCCUCCCGGUGCGAUGGGGCGUCAGACACACCGCGCAGAUGUCCGGAGGAGGGAACGAGGGAGGCUGUCUUUGGAGGCCUUGUCAACGGAGCCUCCACAAAGGAGGAGGAGUUUGAGCAUGACAUUCCCGAGGACUUGGGACCACUGCAGUUCGUGAAGCUGCGCAAACACCACUCCCUGGUGGACAACGCAUGGUUCUGCGACCACAUCACGGUGCAGGGCCCUGUAGCCUUCCAGGAGGCCACCUUCCCGUGCUACCGCUGGGUGCAGGCCGACAGCGUGCUGUGCCUGCCCGAGGGCACCGCCCGCCUGGCAGGAAACAACGCAUUGGACGUGUUCCAGAAACAUCGAGAGAAGGAACUGAAAGAAAGACGUCAGAUAUACUGCUGGGCCACAUGGAAGGAAGGGUUACCCCUGACAAUAGCUGCGGGCUGUGAGGAGGAUCUACCUGCCAAUAUGAGAUUCCAUGAGGAAAAGAGGCUGGACUUUGAGUGGACACUGAAGGCAGGGGCUCUGGAGAUGGUCCUCAAACAUGCUUACACCCUCCUGAGCUCCUGGAACCGCUUUGAGGAUUUUGAUCACAUCUUCUGGGGCCAGAAGAAUACCCUGGCUGGUCAGUGGUUCCCAGGUCUCUAUAACCCCUUGAUGGCCCCUUUUGAUGACCCGACCUUCACACUCCACAGCCCCUCACGAGACCUCCCAGAUGAGAAUAUAUUGUGCUGGGUCAUUUCUCAGAGGCCCCAGAUGAAAAGGCAGGGGCUGGAUAUGGGAUGGUCAUGUGCCUGGAUCACUGGGGUAGGGCCUGGAGGAGGGACAUCCCGGCUGUGUAAACAUCCUCCUCCUACACUCCACCCCGACCCCACAGAGAAGGUUCGCCAGCGUUGGCAGGACGAUGAAUUGUUUGGCUACCAGUUCCUCAAUGGCACCAAUCCCAUGCUGUUGAGACGCUGCACCUCUCUGCCCUCCCGGCUAGUGCUGCCCUCGGGGAUGGAGGAGCUACGGACCCAGCUGGAGAAAGAACUCCAGAACAGUUCCCUGUUUGAAGCUGAUUUCAUUCUCCUGGAUGGAAUUCCAGCCAAUGUGAUCCGAGGAGAGAAGCAGUACCUGGCUGCCCCCCUCGUCAUGCUGAAGAUGGACACCAGUGGGAAGCUGCUACCCAUGGUCAUCCAGAUCCAGUCUCCCAGCCCCAGCUCUCCGACCCCACCACUGUUCCUGCCCUCAGAUCCUCCACUUGCCUGGCUCCUGGCAAAGUCCUGGGUCCGAAAUUCAGAUUUCCAACUGCACCAGCUCCAAUACCAUCUGCUGAACACCCACCUGCUGGCUGAGGUCAUUGCUGUGGCCACCAUGAGAUGCCUCCCGGGGCUGCACCCGGUCUUCAAGCUCCUGAUCCCACACAUCCGCUACACGAUGGAAAUCAACACCCGGGCACGGACCCAACUCCUCUCAGACGGAGGUAUAUUUGAUAAGGCAGUGAGCACCGGUGGAGGGGGCCACGUGCACUUGCUCCGCCGGGCCCUGGCUCAGCUGACCUACUGCUCCCUCUGUCCUCCCAACAACCUGGCUGACCGCGGCCUGCUGGGAAUCCCGGGUGCUCUCUAUGCCUGCGAUGCUUUACGGCUCUGGGAGAUCACUGCCCGCUACGUGGAGGGGAUCAUCCACCUUUUCUACCACGGGGAUGACGUCGUGAGAGGGGACCCUGAGCUGCAGGCCUGGUGUCGGGAGAUCACUGAGGUGGGGCUGUGCCAGGCCCAGAACCGAGGUUUCCCCAUCUCCUUCCAGUCCCAGAAUCAACUCUGCCAUUUCCUUACCAUGUGUGUCUUCACGUGCACUGCUCAGCAUGAGGCCAUCAACCAGGGCCAGCUGGACUGGUAUGCCUGGGUCCCUAAUGCCCCAUGCACAAUGCGGAUGCCCCCACCUACCACCAAGGAAGAUGUGACAAUGGCCACGGUGAUGGGCUCACUACCUGAUGUCCGACAGGCCUGUCUUCAAAUGGUCGUCACAUGGCAUCUGGGGCGCCGCCAGCCAGACAUGGUGCCUCUGGGGCGUCACAAAGAAAAGUAUUUCUCAGACCCCAAGGCCAAGUCUAUACUAAACCAAUUCCAAACAGAUCUGGAAAACUUGGAAAGGGAGAUUACAGCCCGGAAUGAGCAACUUGACCUGCCCUAUGAAUACCUAAAGCCCAGCCUCAUCGAGAACAGCAUCACUAUCUGAGCUCUGGGACACCCCCACCGGGAAGACUGCAGAUCAGCUCUGGGACUGACAGUUCCAUAUUGAGUUUCAUGGUUUCCUAGUCUCUGCUGCAGAGGCUCUAUUUCCUCCCCCAAUUAAACCCCCUACAUCUGCAUCCCAUGAGCCCAAGGGCCUUUACUUUUCUGUAAAGGGCCUGAUAAUAUGUUAGGCUUUGUAGGCCACACAGUCCGUCACAGUAACUCAACUCUCCUAUUGUAGCACGGAAGCAGCCACAGGCACCGUGUGGUGUUCCAAUAAAAACUUUUUGUGUUUU
Delphinapterus leucas (beluga whale) is the source of this 2933-nucleotide messenger RNA. NCBI's taxonomy places the organism in Eukaryota, Metazoa, Chordata, Mammalia, Artiodactyla, Monodontidae. The record is from RefSeq and is a predicted model, not a curated record.